AUGCAAAAAUCCUUUUCUUCUUCAAAAAAUUAUUAUCAACAAUGGAAUUUAGGAGAAUUAAAUAAAGGAAUGCAAAAAGAGGAGGAAGUAGAUUUUGUUGAAAAAAUUGAAAUUGAAGAGGAGGAGGAUGAGGAGGAAUUGGCACCAGAAGAAUUACAAGAAUUGGAAGAUCAUUUAUGUGAGAUGGUUACCCCGAAGAAUGUUUUGUUAUUUGGAGGAAGAAAUAGAAGAAGAACCCCCCUACUUAUUGGUUCAAACGACGCUUCUUCUCGUUUUUGGCGCCCUCAAUCAUCUACUGCUACAGCAACAACAACAGAUUCAAACAGUGAAUUUGGUGGGGGACAUUCAUUAAUAGAAACAAGCAUUACUAACAGUAGAAAAAGUCAAAAACAAGAAGAUGAUGAAUUUAGAGAGAAAGGAGCUAGAAAGUACGCCAAAUUAAUUCUCCCACAUGUUGGACUUGUUUUAUUAACAUGUUGUUACACUUUAUUGGGUGCUUCUUUGUUUUAUUCAGUUGAGAGGCCCAAUGAAUUGAGAGCAAAAAGGAUAUGUCUUGAUAAUAUUAAUAAACGCCAAGAAUUAUUUGUUUCUGAAUUGGUAUGGUUGGCUGCUAGCAAUUUAAGUGGAGAAAGAAAAAAUUGGGAGAGAAUAGCGAGAGAACACUUGUGGGUAUUUUUAUUAGAAUUUAUUUUAAAUUUCCGGAAAGAAAAUAAAAUGUGCGCAAUUUAA
Messenger RNA from Meloidogyne enterolobii, 729 nucleotides. The record is from the annotation of a GenBank genome assembly. NCBI's taxonomy places the organism in Eukaryota, Metazoa, Nematoda, Chromadorea, Rhabditida, Meloidogynidae.